GAGCGAGAUCAUGCCCUGGGCCACCAGGAGCCCCACUGGAAGGAGUUCCGCUUUGACCUGACCCAGAUCCCGGAUGGGGAGGCGGUCACAGCUGCGGAGUUCCGGAUUUACAAGGUGCCCAGCAUCCACCUGCUCAACAGGACCCUCCACGUCAGCAUGUUCCAGGUGGUCCAGGAGCAGUCCAACAGGGAGUCUGACUUGUUCUUUUUGGAUCUUCAGACGCUCCGAGCUGGGGACGAGGGCUGGCUGGUGCUGGACGUCACAGCAGCCAGUGACCGCUGGUUGCUGAAGCGUCACAAGGACCUGGGACUCCGCCUCUAUGUGGAGACUGAGGACGGGCACAGCGUGGAUCCUGGUCUGGCCGGCCUGCUGGGUCAACGGGCCCCGCGCUCCCGACAGCCUUUCGUGGUUACUUUCUUCAUGGCCAGUCCGAGUCCCAUCCGCACCCCUCGGGCAGUGAGGCCACUGAGGAGGAGGCAGCCGAAGAAAACCAACGAGCUGCCGCAGGCCAACCGACUCCCAGGGAUCUUUGAUGACGUCCACGGCUCCCACGGGCGGCAGGUCUGCCGUCGGCACGAGCUCUACGUCAGCUUCCAGGACCUUGGCUGGCUGGACUGGGUCAUUGCCCCCCAAGGCUACUCGGCCUAUUACUGUGAGGGGGAGUGCUCCUUCCCGCUGGACUCCUGCAUGAACGCCACCAACCACGCCAUCCUGCAGUCCCUGGUGCACCUGAUGAAGCCAGACGCGGUCCCCAAGGCAUGCUGCGCGCCCACCAAGCUAAGCGCCACCUCUGUGCUCUACUAUGACAGCAGCAACAACGUCAUCCUGCGCAAGCACCGCAACAUGGUGGUCAAGGCCUGUGGCUGCCACUGAGCCCACCCACCCGCCCGGCCCUGCUACAGCCGCCCUUCUCAUCCGAAUCGGGCCCCGCAGAGGCAGAAAACCCUUAAA
This is a messenger RNA of Mandrillus leucophaeus (drill), 951 nucleotides long. It is a transcript of the gene BMP8A, whose product is annotated as bone morphogenetic protein 8a. Gene Ontology annotation, cellular component: extracellular region. The transcript has 6 exons. Gene Ontology annotation, biological process: SMAD protein signal transduction. Gene Ontology annotation, molecular function: growth factor activity; cytokine activity. The coding region runs from base 157 to 873 and encodes 238 amino acids. NCBI's taxonomy places the organism in Eukaryota, Metazoa, Chordata, Mammalia, Primates, Cercopithecidae. The record is from RefSeq and is a predicted model, not a curated record.